AUGGAUAUACUCGACGAUAUAGAGAGGAAUGAUACGCCUGAGAAACUAAGACAUACACCGUCUGGCCUUCUGCUAGUUCCACAACCCAGCAGUGACGCGGCAGAUCCUUUGAAUUGGCCACUGCGCAAGAAAGUCGGCAUAUUGGGCCUGGUUUCAGUGUGCACUUGGAUUGGAAUCGCACAGACUUUGGCCAAUCAGUCGGGCUUUUUUGCACAAGCUCAGGUCUAUCACAAGAGUGCGUCUGAACUUUCCUACUCGGCAUCUGCUGGGAUCGCUGGGCUGGCAACCGGUCCCUUCCUGUGGGCAAUUCUAGCCCAGCGGGUUGGGCGAAGCUCUUGUAUAUUCUGGGGUUUGCUUGGAAUGCUGGGGUGUAGCGUCUGGUCCGCAUGUAUGACUGGAGAGAAUGACUACAUCCCUUUUAUCAUCUCUCGUUGGGUUGGUGGGACAUUCGGCUCUGUCGCCUCGACUAUCGGAGCUGGUAUUGUGCUGGACCUCUUCUUUCUACACCAACGUGGGAAAGCAUUCGCAGUCUACGGCGUAUGUACCUUGUUCGGCGUCCAGUUUGGACCGACCUUGAGUGGGUUCAUUGUCGAGUAUGCACCCUGGUCAGUUCAGUUCUGGUGGGGAGUUGGUGCUGAGGGAUCUCUUGCAAUUAUUGUCUUCUUUUUUCUGGAAGAGACUGGGUUCUCUCGCGAUGGCAAGGUCUACCCUCCUCUUCCUAAGGAGUGGAUCUCCAACCGAAUCGCUACCUUCUUGCCGGGUACCGCGACCGUUCCACGAACGAAGGAAGAUGGCCGACGAUCUGCAAAGACUUUGCUGCUAGUUGCUGCUUGCCCUGUGACUAUUUUGACUAGCGCCGUUCUCUUUUUAGCCUUUGGGUGGGCUGUAGGUGUUGUAACACUGACUUCGGUGUUCCUGGGAUCCCCGAUCGAAGAAGGCGGCUAUUCUUUCUCCGCUCUCCAGGUUGCCUGUUUCACUUUCGUCCAGUGGCUCGGUGUAGCUGCCGCUGAGACAUGGGGAUUCUUCCUCAACGAUCGCAUUCCGUUGUGGUUCACCCGCCGAUACUGCAACGGAGUCUGGAAGCCGGAGAAUCGACUCUUUCCUCUGCUCUGUAUGCCAGCGAUUCUGCUUCCUACUGCGCUAGGGAUAUUUGGUGCUGGCCUGCAAUACCACUUACAUUAUAUGGUCUUGGGCCUAGCCAUCUUCCUGCUACAGCUCACCGAGGUCUCUCUUGUUCCAGUCAUCGUGAACUAUGGCGUGGAAUGCUUUACAGAUCACUCGCAGGAAGUGGUGACUAUCCUUAAUUUCUGGCGACUAGCACUGGGUGUUGCUAUUCCUUUCUUCAUUGGCGAGUGGCAGGCUACUGUAGGUACGGCUUGGGUGUUUGGAAUGAUGGCGCUUUUUAGCAUCUUUGCAUUCUUCCUUGCCGGUCUUCUAGCCUGGAAGGGAGACACGCUCCGACGCUACUCGUUUAAUAGUCUUCAAAAGUCCGAAGGUGGUGUGCAGUUGAUUGAUCAUUAG
Penicillium pulvis is the source of this 1521-nucleotide messenger RNA. RefSeq lists its product as uncharacterized. The record is from RefSeq and is a predicted model, not a curated record. NCBI's taxonomy places the organism in Eukaryota, Fungi, Ascomycota, Eurotiomycetes, Eurotiales, Aspergillaceae. Gene Ontology annotation, biological process: transmembrane transport. Gene Ontology annotation, molecular function: transmembrane transporter activity. The transcript is spliced from 2 exons. Bases 1 to 1521 code for a protein of 506 amino acids.